UCGCCAGAAAACAAAUUAAGGAAAAUGUUAACCCUUAGAAUAAAUCAUUUGAUCAUCCCUGGUGGGUCCACCACCUAACUUCUGGAUGUUUUUCCAUUUCCUUUUUAAAUCUUUCUGCAUCAUUCUCUUUGAGUAAAAAUCUUCUCCAAAAACCAUUCUCUCUCUCUCUCUCUCUCUCCCACAUGAACCUUCUUUGAAGCUACAAAAUAAACACCCGGCCAAGAAGUUUUUCCAUCUUCCACAACCAAAUCCCAUGGACAUCAACCACACCCACCAUAACACUUGGGAUUUCCAGCUCCCCAUCGAAGAACAAAUUCCCUAUAAUUCCCUUUGGCCAAAUCCCGCUCUCCAAACCCAUCAAGCUCCGCCGCCAGCCUCCUCCACAAAUGUAUUUCCUGUAAUGACCCAGUUCGAAGAAGAAGAAGAAGGAGAGGCAGAUGAGGAGCUUGGAGCCAUGAAGGAGAUGAUGUACAAGAUUGCCGCGAUGCAGCCGGUGGACAUUGAUCCCGCCACAAUCCAAAAGCCCAAGAGGCGGAACGUGCGGAUUAGCGACGACCCACAAAGCGUAGCCGCCCGGCACCGACGAGAAAGGAUAAGCGAGAAAAUCAGAAUCCUCCAAAGACUCGUCCCCGGCGGCACCAAAAUGGACACUGCCUCUAUGCUGGACGAAGCCAUUCGUUACGUGAAGUUCUUGAAACGACAAAUUCGUUUGCUGCAAUCAACGCAGCAGCACCCACAAGGCAGCAAUGGAGGAUUUGUGCCUGGAUUUACAUAUGGAGGUAAUUAAUUAGUGGGUAAUUAAGUAAAGAUUUGUGUAGUAAUUUGUAAUAAGGGAAUUGCUUGCAUCAAGUGUUUGAUGUAUGUGUAAAAAAAGUUGAAAUGUUUUUUAGGAAGGAGGGGGGAAAAGGUUGUUAGGAUAUUGUUGACUAAAAAGGCUGUGGAAUAAUCAUAACGGAUGGCUGGAGUUACGUACAACCAUUUAUAUAUAAUAUAGAAUAAGGCCUAUGGAAGUGUGGGAGUUGGCCGGAAAGUUUGUUUGGCCGACUCUCUUCCGGGAAUAAAACACUACUGACG
Molecule: messenger RNA, 1074 nt
Organism: Corylus avellana
Lineage: Eukaryota; Viridiplantae; Streptophyta; Magnoliopsida; Fagales; Betulaceae
Product: transcription factor HEC3
Biological process (GO): regulation of DNA-templated transcription
Molecular function (GO): protein dimerization activity; DNA-binding transcription factor activity
Source: RefSeq, a predicted model, not a curated record